AUGUUCAAAGCUAUUAUUCGUUGUGUGGUCCCCAGAACCCCCAUAUAUUCCGCUUUGAGCUCGAAUUUACUGUUAUGCAAACCGGCUGCCACUUUUAUGCUUCCAACUCUUACUAGAGGCUUCAAAGUUAGAACCUCUGUAAAGAAGUUUUGCAAUGAUUGUUACAUGGUGAGACGCAAAGGUAGGGUGUAUGUCUAUUGUAAAUCUAAUAAGAAGCAUAAGCAGCGUCAAGGUUGA
This is a messenger RNA of Eremothecium cymbalariae DBVPG#7215, 237 nucleotides long. It is a transcript of the gene RTC6, whose product is annotated as mitochondrial 54S ribosomal protein bL36m. The transcript has a single exon. Lineage: Eukaryota; Fungi; Ascomycota; Saccharomycetes; Saccharomycetales; Saccharomycetaceae. Bases 1 to 237 code for a protein of 78 amino acids. Gene Ontology annotation, biological process: translation; ribosome biogenesis. Gene Ontology annotation, molecular function: structural constituent of ribosome. The record is from RefSeq and is a predicted model, not a curated record. Gene Ontology annotation, cellular component: ribosome; mitochondrial large ribosomal subunit.